UCCUCUGAAAUUGCAAACUUUGAAAAUCCAAGAUCAGAAACAUGGCGGAAUUCCUGUGGACCUUUGCUGUACAAGAAGUGCUGAAGAAGACGGUGAAGUUGGCAGCUGAGCAGAUCUGCCUGUCAUGGGGGUUCAUGGAUGAACUCUCAAAGCUUAAGGACUCUUUACUCAUGGCGCAAGCCAUCCUAAGGGACAUUGAUAGAAUGAAGACAGACCUCGAAUCCUUGAAGCUAUGGGUGAAGAACCUUGAAGAUAUCGUCUUCGAAGCUGAUAUUGUACUUGAUGAGCUCGCUUAUGAAGACGUUCGACGUAAAGUAGAAAUCGGGAAAGAUCUGAAGGUGGGAGAGCAAUUGGGAGCUACACGAACAUAGAAGAGGGUCAUCUUGGACGUUGGUCAUGUAUAUUUAAGUUUUUUGUUCUUUUAGAUUUGUAUCUCAU
Molecule: messenger RNA, 438 nt
Organism: Cucurbita moschata (crookneck pumpkin)
Lineage: Eukaryota; Viridiplantae; Streptophyta; Magnoliopsida; Cucurbitales; Cucurbitaceae
Product: putative disease resistance protein RGA1
Exons: 2
Coding region: 42-371 (109 amino acids)
Source: RefSeq, a predicted model, not a curated record